AAAUCAUAUCUUUAUUAUUAUUUUGCUCUUACACCGCAACCUUCAACGAAGUGAAGAACCCUAUUCAAAUGAGUUCCACGCUCAACUCCUCCAACCUCGCACUCCUCCACACUACUAGAUUCAUGCGCCGAACACGUUCGGUCGUCUCCUGCUCCUCCGCCGCAAGCCCAAGCAAUUGCAAGCAGGAUUCCGGCGGCCACGCCGAAUUACUGCAGCACAAGAUCAAAUUCGAGACCUUGAGAGGAUGCAAGUUGGGCAUUUCCCGCUACCCCGACUUCGAGUACAACGCGGAGGGUGGCAUCGGCACCGCGACCGCCGCUGGGACUGGCGGCGACGCGUUGCAGGUCUCCUUCGACAUCACCACGCUCCACAUCCCGCCGCUCAGUGGAACGACCACCAAAUUCUUGGGUCUGCCGUUGCCGCCGUUCCUCAACAUCGUCAUUACACCGGAGCUCUUCCAGGGAACCAUUAGCAGAGUCACUGGUAAGGUAGAGUUGCAAUUCAAAGCUAAUUUUCUGUUCUCAGUGGGAAGCAUCUACAAAGCUCCACCAUUGGUGGUGGAGACAGUGCUCACCUCAGAGGAAUCAAAAGGAACGAUGAGAGAAGACAAGGGAGAGGGAUUGGAUACAGGCGGGCGGUGCAAGUUGGUCGGUGUUGCAGUCGUGGAUCGAAUUGAUGACCUUUUCAUGAAUUCCUUCCUUGGGCUCCCAACUGAAUGCAUCGCAAUUCUCAAUGCCAAGAUUUCAAUCUCAGGUCCUGAGGUUGAUGAAGAAUUCAAAAAUUGUUGAUAGUCAGGAGUUUUUUUUUUUCCUUUCUCAAGCGGACUCAAUGAGCUUUUUUAGAAGAGAAUAGGAAGGAUCACUUCAUGUAUCGCCUAACCAAAAUAUUAUUAAAAUCUAGCCAUGCGAAUGUAGUGUAAGUAGAUAUCACAA
Molecule: messenger RNA, 932 nt
Organism: Zingiber officinale
Lineage: Eukaryota; Viridiplantae; Streptophyta; Magnoliopsida; Zingiberales; Zingiberaceae
Exons: 2
Coding region: 69-788 (239 amino acids)
Source: RefSeq, a predicted model, not a curated record